This is a messenger RNA of Marchantia polymorpha subsp. ruderalis, 476 nucleotides long. The record is from the annotation of a GenBank genome assembly. Lineage: Eukaryota; Viridiplantae; Streptophyta; Marchantiopsida; Marchantiales; Marchantiaceae.
UGAAAGAUUAACAUCACAAAAUUCAGCCAACUGCGACAAUAUAUCCUAGUGGAUAUUGACCCAUGGGAAUAGGACAACCCAGCAAGCUUAUUGAUUUUUAAUGUUAAAACAGAUGGACAUGUCGGCAUCUACGUAGACAUCACCACAAACGAGUCAUGAGAAUCAUGACUAAUGACUGGACUGGGCUGUGAACCACAUCAGACCGGAUAAAGCCGACCUGGCUUUAUGGUGCCAGCUCAGAUAUUCUGCCCGCUGCUCAAGUCUUCCAUGAUUGGAGUAACUUUUGCAAAAGUUGAUGAUAGUUUUCAUAAGGCUCUCGUGUACAUUUGCCCCCAUAACUUUUCAUCUACCGAUUUGCAGUAUUCAAAUUUUCGGAUCUAAACUAGGUAAGGCCAAAAAGUACAAAGCAAUAUCAUAAAAUUACUAAAGGUAGUAUCGACGAAUCUGGGUUACUGCUUAAGAUAGCUUAUGAGAGG